AUGGAUGAAAGCGAGAAAUCAGGAGGCACAGAUCAGUUGCGCCAACUGCUUCUGUGCUUCCAAUGCCAGCGAGUUCCCUUCGACUUGAUCAGUCGAGCCUGCGAGCCAAAAUCGUCAUGGUCUGCCAUUGGAGAGCUCGAACAGAUACAGCCCCACGAAGGGGGAGUACCGCUAUGGUUGCUUGACCUUCGGGAAGCACAUCGAUGGCCUUUCGGUCAUGGCGAUGAUGCUGCUGCCCCGGGCCUUGAUGGCCUGCGCCUUAUCAACGACUGCGGUAUCCGGUAUUUCGAGAUCCAAGCUUCACCAACCGACGGUCUUGAAGCAGACGAUGACGAGCAGAGCCAAGAAUAUGCAUCGCAAUGCAUCCACAUUUUCAACCACGCAUUCCCCUGCCGGAACACCGAAGUGCUCGGUGAAGAAGUUGCUGCUCGUUUGAUGCCCCUAGCAAAAUCAUUUCUGUUACCUUUGCUCGCAUCCGUAUCUGAACGGGAAAUCCGCCAUUGGCUCCUGCCGAGUGAGAGAAAAAUCCUAUUCGCAAUUACUCUCUUUGACUGCUUGCUGCAGUUAUUCGCCUUUUUAGGGCCUUAUAGUCCUUUGCACCCGACAAGCUUCCCUCGGAAACUUCUCAACGCCAUCAAGACACCGACCGCCCAAGGUCAUGGAGCCGAACCUUGUCUCAAAGUUUUCCUUGAAAUGAUAGAGACUAUUUCGAUUUCCUCACUAGAAUGCUUUGAAAGAUCUGCCCUAAUCGGCACUUGUGGUGGUCUUGAUGAAAGGUCCAACGCGUGGGCCGGCCUCGCACUCGGGGUACUUAUAUCCAGCCAGAGGACGAAGAGACUACAGCCACAGGCCCUUUCAGAUGCAAUUGUGAAGGCCGCUACAUCCUGGAAUCCAAAGUCAACAACAAGUCCAUCCCCCAUAGAGUACCUCGUUGCCAUCGAGCUACUCCCAUAUGCUCGGCUCCGAAUCAUUUCACUUCCAGAGCCCCUCACAGUGAGUAUGGAGCUCAACCUUCUCCGGGGGUUGCUUCUUUCUAGAAUGCAAUACCACGAUGAAGCUGCGACAGUCUUGCACGGUACUUUCCCAGCCGCAAUUUCUCACUGGGGCUUGACAUCUUUCCAAGUUGGGAUUAUCGCUGCCGAGAGCGCCAACUGCUACAAUAUUCUACGAAAGGAGGAUGUUGCCAACACAAUAGCGACCCGAUGCCUUGCUACAAGGAACACACGCGAGCUCGCCAGUCGGCAAGAUUGGUUCUAUUUGAGUCUCUAUCUCGCAGAUUCCCUCAUCGGAAGCGGAAGAUACGCAGAGGCUGAAUCGGCUCUGGAACACCUCAUUAGCCAGCCUCCGAUCACUCCUACGAUCCAUAUGAUGGGUUGUUUGCGUCUCUCCAAGAUUCGCCGAAGAGUCCCAGUGGAGAAUGGAACAGCCGAGUCCCAUCACUCUUUACAUGAAGCACUUGGCCUAUUUAGCCAAGUCCCCAACGCUCUUCGAGAAGAGUAUUUGGAGGAAACGGCCUGCACUCUCGAGGCGACAAUGGCCACAACACAGGGGAGUCUUGAGGCACAAGAAGCACUGAUGAAUGGUGUCAACGACCUUUUAGACCAGACAAGUCCAGCAGAAAGCCCGGCCCAGAAACGAUAUGCCCAAGCACAACUUGACUUCAAGCACAGCACCCUUCGACAAGAGAACGACACCAUUGUUCCAGGACACGGGUUCUGUCGGGCCAGGCCAGCUAGUACCGAGGCUACUAGUCAGACGCGCUCAGGCUCUUCGUCCAUUACUGAUGACAUGACAACACCUACCACGACUCCAAACGUCUUCUCCGUCCCGUAUGAGAGGGAUAAGAAUUACAUCGUGGUGCAAGAGCUCGAAAGUCUCUUACAAGUUGCUUCACCUAGGGGCGGGAUAGGUGUUUCCUCUAUAUAUGGGGAUGUUGGGGUUGGCAAGACCGCUUUGGCUACCGAAGCAGUCUACCGAACUCGGUUCAUGUUCAGAGCAGUUAUCUGGAUCAGGGACGCUCCAUUGGAUGAAAUCUUCAAUUACCUUUCUAGCGUUGCUACACAACUUGGAUUGAGGAACGCCGAGCAAAUGUACAAAUGGUUCGCAACGCCCGGAGAGUUCGGCUUCCCAGGACGGUGGUUGAUGGUAUUCGACGGUAUCGAAAGUGAAGAGGUCGUUCGUCAGCUUUGGCCAACCGGAGGCCAAACUGGCGCUGUGCUUUCCGUCUCCCGGAGGAAGCCUUCAUACCUCAAUGACUUAGCCAGCGACACGCCUCGAUACACCAAGCUGGGGCCAUUGAAUCCAACAAACGCAAUGAUACUGGCAUGGGGUUUCUUGAACCACUCUGCCAAAGCGACAUUCGCGGUAAAUCUAUUCAAGCCAGACGCAUCCACUCCACGGUACCUGCUCAAGCGCGAGUAUUCGUUGGCAGAAUUGCUUGAGGGUCACCCCGCCGCCAUUGAACAAGCGGCUUCACUUAUCUUAGGGCGCGACAUGGGCAUAGGGGACUUCAUUGCUGGAUAUAAGAAGGCACAAGCUUCUAUCUCAAAUCUGCUAAUGGGUAUAUUUCCACACCCAAACCAUGACAUUCAUCUUAUCACAAUCUGGCUGCUGAAUCCUGGGGAUGGUGGGCCCUUGAUGAACGUUCUCUCUCUUCUUGACGCCUCAGCGGUCCCUGAAAGUUUUCUAUGGCCCAAUGCAUCCUUCACCAGGCCGGAUGGAUAUCCUCAAAGCAUCUCGGAGUUCGAAGAGGUGAGAAACGAGCUACUUGGAUCGUCCCUGAUCUGCAGGGAAAGAACACAGCAAAGCCUCUGGACUCAUCCAGCUGUGCAAAACCUCUUCAGGGAGCGUAUGGAUCGGCUGAGCUUUGAUCGAGCAUACUAUAGGGCCCUCCUCUUGCUUGUCCACGCGUGGCCGUGCGAGUAUGAGAAUCAACUCUUCAUUAACGACAUCUUGCCUCACGCCGAGUGUUCCAGGCUAUGGCCCCACGUUAGCAUUCUCAUUCGGGGGCCGUAUUGGCCUUCUCCAUACGCUCUUUCGGCUCAUGAGGCUACCCAGAUACUGAAGUGUCUAAAUCUCGUCGAAGACAUUCUCGAGGUUCAAGCCACCGAACUCCGAUACCCUAGAUUACCCCGCGAAACGGCCAGACAGAUGUGUCUACUCAGUUAUUACAAAGGAGUGCUCAUGUACAGGGCGAACAGACAUGACCAAGCCGGGCUUUACUUCCGGCGCUCCUUCGCCCAAGUAAUCAAUUAUCUUGGGCCCGGGUCAGAAGACUACUGGUCCCUUCAAGCCGCGGCCCACCACGGAGUCGGAGAUGUCAAACGGAGAACAGGUGACUUUCCGGGGUCCAUAGACUCCUACGACAUGAGCAUCAAGGCCCUCGAGCACCUAAAAGAAAGCCCAGAGCAGGAACUGUCAAUUGUGAGGGUUCAUUUGGGGUUAUCUCUGCUCAUGAAUGGGCAACCUGAAGUCGCAGAGAGUGUGCUUGAACAAACCCGUCUGACGACAUCCGCGGCAAGCAUAGCAAACGAGAUUCCGAGUAUUUUCGGAAACGGCGCUCUGUUUCAUGGGCUUGCCAUUGCCAAGUUAGCCCAGGGCAAGGCAGAGGAAAGCCUCCAAUUUGCAUUUGAAUGCCUAGAGCAGAUACCAUCCUUGUAUACCUCGGAUCAAAAACUCCUCGCCUGGUUGACCUUGCCCAACAACAUUUGGAUCUGGCAGGUGCCAUUCGCCUUGUCUUAA
Messenger RNA from Fusarium falciforme, 3741 nucleotides. RefSeq lists its product as hypothetical. Gene Ontology annotation, molecular function: protein binding. NCBI's taxonomy places the organism in Eukaryota, Fungi, Ascomycota, Sordariomycetes, Hypocreales, Nectriaceae. The transcript has 6 exons. The record is from RefSeq and is a predicted model, not a curated record. Bases 1 to 3741 code for a protein of 1246 amino acids.